This is a messenger RNA of Coregonus clupeaformis (lake whitefish), 688 nucleotides long. RefSeq names its product ankyrin repeat and fibronectin type-III domain-containing protein 1-like. The record is from RefSeq and is a predicted model, not a curated record. Bases 39 to 647 code for a protein of 202 amino acids. Gene Ontology annotation, molecular function: protein binding. Gene Ontology annotation, biological process: regulation of establishment of bipolar cell polarity; establishment of mitotic spindle orientation. Gene Ontology annotation, cellular component: spindle. The transcript is spliced from 6 exons. Lineage: Eukaryota; Metazoa; Chordata; Actinopteri; Salmoniformes; Salmonidae.
GUCCGGCUGAGUGGUUGUGCAAGCUGGAUGCCCUGGUGAUGUUGGCCGGCAGGCAGGUGGAGGACAGGAGGGAGGAGCUACUGGGUCGAGCAGGGGUGGGGCCACAUGUGCAGGCCGACAUCCAGAGACAGCUCCACCUCUGGACCCUACGGCAGCAGCUGUACUGCAGGAUGAGGGAAAGCUUCCACCACACAGACCUCCCUGGCCCUCCCAGUAGUGUGUCACUGUUUGUGACCAGUGCCUCUUCCCUGUUUGUGUCCAUUCGAGAGCCAACCGGUAUCGUCACUGGAUUGAUCACACACUACAGAGGGGAAUGGAGUACCUCUGCCAACUUCAAGAGCAUACUUGGCUCAGCCCAUGUGAUCGACACUAAGACCCCCAUCCAUAGCAUCACAGGACUCACGACAGGAGUGCACUACUUUGUGAGAGUGGCCGCCUACAAUGUGAAGGGAUGGGGCCCAGCUCAGAGCUCCAGCCCAGUCAGUGCUGCCCCCUCCAGCUGGAUUGAGUGUAUGGGGGUGAAAACUCCAAGCAGGAAUAAGGAGGCUCUGGUCAGGAGACUGUUGGAGCAGACCAGAGAGCCACACUACAGGGGAUACUGUAUAGUCCUCUCUGGGGACAGUAGACUUGGGGCAGGUGUACUAUGAGCCUCUGAAGGACAGGCAGGGUAACGUUCUGCUGGUGACGG